Amoebophrya sp. A120 is the source of this 2520-nucleotide messenger RNA. The record is from the annotation of a GenBank genome assembly. Lineage: Eukaryota; Dinophyceae; Syndiniales; Amoebophryaceae.
CUUCAUCGCAAAUAUUUUUGAGGUGGUUCAUUGUUCUGGCACAAUAUGCCGCCCGGCGGCUCAAGGGUUGGACCGGACUGCGCGCACGACGGGAAAGCACACAUAAAAGCGGGACCACGAUCGGGAAGAGAGAGCAAAGAAAAUUUCAAAGAGUGUGCAGAGGACUGCUGCUAACCGAGUGGAAAACCUGUAAGAUCUCUGUAGUCAACUUGUGUCCUCUCCAAUCGUAGUUGCUUCUUCUCACGGGGCUGCUUCCCUAUCUUGGCUCACGUCGUACACGUAGUUCAUUAGGAGAUCGGUCGCUGCUAUAGCGUGAGCGAGAAGAAAAGGUUGCCGAAGAAAGGAGCAGGGGUAAAAGGUGGUACGGAAUAAAGUCAACGAAAGUAUUAAAAAAAAUCCACACAAUAUUAAGAAGUCAAAUCUUACGGCGCGCGCCGCUGGCGACACAGAAAAAUAGAGGCGUCACCGCCCCAGCCCCGUGCGCCGUCAACGAACCCUGCGGAAGGAGCAUUUUUGAAUAAUUCACUGGCACCACGCACGGCAACGAGGUUGUCACGCAGUGUUUUCCUUCAGCUUCACCAGUGUUUUUUGGAUCGCUUUGAUGGUCAUCGGAACGAAGAAGGAGAAGAUGAUAAACCACACGACCGUGUCCUCCUCCACCUUCAUUUUGACAUGCCUCCUCGCAGUCCUAACAAUUGUUUCUCCGGCCAGUGCUAUGUUGGCGACCAGCGGUCUGCAGGGGCAGCAGAAGUUCCAUACUUCUGGGCCUUUUUCCACGAGAAGUCAUGGUGGUAACAGUGCCUUAAUGCAACACUUCCAGCACCGAAGGGAGGUGGCGGAACUGUGGGGAUUGCCGAAACUCGUGUGGGUCAUCUAUGGCGUUCUCAACUGUUACAUUCUCAACUGUUGCAUGAAUUUGUGAUGCAAGAAUGGCAAAACUGAAAGGGGGAAGAUUGCGCCUUUUGCAUGACAGAUUUGGCGUAGAUUAUCAGCCUCUUUGGCCCUUCGGGAAUUUGUCAUGCGAAGCAGCUUAAUCAUGUCGAUUGCGAUUCUGAUUGGAACUUUGCAUGACAAAUCAUGUAACAGUUCAGAAUGUAACGUUUGAGAACGCCAGAUCAUCCUAGCGGACGUCGUCGCCAUGAUCUUGUUCAUUGUCGCCAUACCGGUCGUGCUGAAUUGCGUAUUAAUUCUGUGUACUUAGAGUUUUGUCUGUCCGGUAUAAUUCAGAUCUUAGUUGUAGAAAACAAAAUAUAAAGAUGUAGACCCAAAGUCAAAUAAACUUGUAGGUCUAAGUACUGCCAUUGCCUUGUGUGCAUUUUGAGCAUCGUGACACAGAUGUUAAGUUUACCGAACGCAUAUUUAUACAACUACAUCAGGCAAAACGGCGGCGGCCGCUGUUUCGAUGAAGCUAGUUGUUUUUUCCAGGGACCGGAGGUGAGCAAGGGACGGGAAACCAGCCGGCGAUCGCGGACAUUACGCUACAGACGGCAAAAGAGUCACCUACUACUUCGCACGGUGCUGCAGAACAAAGCGUGAUAGGCAGUCGGCACUAGCAGAGAACGAAAUGACCAUGUGGAAAUUUCCAGAACCGCUCUCGCCGGCCAAAGUCGGUAAGACUUUCGAUAUUCCUAUGCAAGAACAAAAUAUAAUACAGAGAAAUCUACCUAGAGAUGAAAAAAGCGGAAAAUAACAGAUUACUUCUCCGACCAACGCCAAAACUCUGUUACGAUUCUUUUAUGCCCAAGAACAAGAUUCAUUUUUCUAAAUGUCUUCACAGCUGCGCGACGAAUAAUGCAGAACGCGCGUGCAGCAGCCCCGCCCCCGUCGUGUGAGAUACUUACUUCAGGUGCCUGAGCCAUGUGAAGAUAUACCUGCAAUAACUCUUGCGCGAAAAGAAAAUGAUAUGCUGAAACUUUUCCAAGUUGAGACGAAUUAUCGAUGACGAUUCGAUUGACCAGGUGGCUAUUCACCUUGCCACGCAGCGACCUACCAGUAGCUCUUUCACUUUGCGGAUGGCGUUCUUGUUAAUUCCGGAUGGCGGUAGUCUCGUAGUCUUUCAGUUCUGACGAGUCUUCGUUCGCUGUUUCUGUUAUGCAAAGGAAAAAAUGUUACAGAUUUUGUGCUGGUGCAGUCGAAGCAAGACAGAUCAGGUAGAUCGCCCCUGGCACACUUUUUUCUUGCUGCAUAUGUGCGUCUAUUUUUAAUUGCGAGGACAUUACUUAGUACUUAAUAUAUAUCGAUCCUGUAGUGUUUGUUCCUUUGCAGACGAUGAACGUGAAAACCAAAAUCGUAUCCCCACACACCACAAGGAAGACCGUUAUGAUCUUGAAUUUGCUUUUCACCGAGCUACGUUCACCCCGCGCGAGCGCCGCAGAUACCUCGUUAGAAUGAUUCUUGUAGCCGCUGCUGCACUCCGUGCGAGUCCAAUGAAAAUAACAAUUACUGACUUAUGCUACGAGAUACCCUUCGCAUGAUUACCCCCAUGGUAGGUUCUUGCUCGUGCAUGAAGCUUUUUCGUAC